CUAAGCUAAUAUGAAUUCACGGUUGUGAAUGGUUGAGGUGUUUGUUUACGAGUGCUGAGGACUGAGUGUAUUUUUUUUUAAUAAUACGUGUACAUGGUUGAUUAUAACCCGCGUUAUAUGAAUUGGAAAAAUGAGUCAACCAAAGAAUAAGAAGUUUCAGUAUUCUCCCAGCAAAGUUAAAGAUGCUCUAAAGGCUGUUGAUGAGUGAAUGAAGGUUGCUACUGCAAGCAAGUUGUACAAAGUUCCAAGGACAACAUUAAGAAACAAAAUUUCUGGUGUAUCUCCAAAAGAAUCUACAGGGCACUGUGGUCCACAUUCUGUCUUAGGAGAACAAAUUGAAAAAAAAUUGGUGGACUGGGUUUUGGACUGUUCUAGCAUGGGAUUUCCAGUUACUAAAGAAAAUGUCUGUGCAUCUGUGCAAAAACUUAUUGAGAAUGCAGAUAUGGAAAGUUGUAAGGCUACAUUUACUAACAAUCGACCUGGAAAAAGUGGUAUUAUGGAUUUCUUAAGAGGCACAAGGUUCUGUCACAAAAACAUGCAGAAUAUGUCAAUAGGGCUAGAGGUUCUGUUACAGAAGAGAAAAUAAGAAACUGGUUUCACGAAGUAUCCAUCACUUUAAAUGAUAUGGAUGUGUUAAAUGACCCAAAUAGAAUUUUUAAUAUGGAUGAAACUUCUUUUUUUCUGGCUCCUAAAGGGGAAUUAAUCAUAGGUCCUCGUGGCCAUCAUGUUUAUGAUAAGUCAUGUAACUCUGACAAAGAUAAUGUUACUACAUUGUUUGCAGUGAAUGCUGCUGGAAAAUUUGCUCCUCCCUUAACACUGUUCAAAUAUGCAAGGAUUCCAGCAUCAUUGGUGAAAGCAGCUCCUCCAAACUGGGGCAUUGGAAAAACAGAAAAUGGGUGGAUGACAGGUGAAAGUUUUUUUGAGUAUAUAACAAAUGUAUUUGAUCCGUUUUUGAAAGAAGCUGAAAUUCCCCGGCCUGUAGUAAUAUUUUUAGAUGGGCACUGCUCUCAGUUGACACUUCAUUUGAGCAGAUAUUGUAGGGAAAAUCAGAUCAUUCUAGUUGCUCUCCAUCCCAAUUCUACACACAUCUUGCAACCAUUAGAUGUAUCUGUCUUUGGACCUAUGAAAAAAAUGUGAAGAUUGUUCAGAAAUGGCGUUUUGAAAAUAAUGGCACUGAAAUUUCAAAAUCUGAUGUACAUUCUGUUCUGUCACAAAUUAUUACAGAACCUAAAAUGGUGGCAAAUAUUCGUGCUGGUUUCAGGGCCACUGGUCUGUUUCCAUUUAAUGUGAACAAUGUAGAUUACAGCAAGAUAGUUGUUCGUAGUAUACCAGCCUCAACCACAGUUCAGACAAAUGAGGAACUUCCGAGACAUUUCUCAUACAUUGAUCCUGUCCUAGAUGAGUUCAGAGCAACCAAGAGAAGCAAUCAUGAGUGGGAAGGAAAUCAAGAAGCAUUAUUACUUUUCAAGUUCUGGAGAAAAAUAGCUGAUGAGGUUGAAAUGCAUGGUGCUAGUGGUAACACUGAUGACAUUCUGACAGAUAGCAUAGCGCCUCCCUCUGAAGAUAAUCAAACAGAGAAUGUUUCACAAAACACAGACAGACUUAAUCAAAAUGUUGAUAAUAUUGACAUAUUUUCAACACGCAAUUCAGAUAUUCCUUCAACACCCACCAACAGUCUUAUUCCUGCAGAUAUAUCAACAACCCCCAACAGUAUUUCACAUAAUUCAGGUACUCCAAUAUCCAACCAUAGUCCAUCUUCAGUGUGUAUCCAAGUGACACCACCAAAAUCAUUAGCAACAGUUUUUGAAAGUGUCAUCACUUGGCCAGAACCCAAACAACGAGGCACAAAGAGAAAGAAAGAACAUACACCCACUGCUGUGACUAGUGACAAGUGGGUGGAAUGUCAUGAACUGAAGGAAAAAGAGAAGCAGGAGAAGGAGCAGGAAAAAAGGAAGAGGAAAGCUAUGAAGGAGUUAAAGUCCAAAGAGCAGCACUUGGCAUUAUCUCAUGUAAAAAAAGGGGAAAACAAGAAACAGACAAGAGUUAAGUGAUAGGCCAACAAGUUCUUCCGAGGAAUGAGAAUGGACGGACAAUGGAAGCAAUUUCGAUGACUACGUAGAAGGAGAUGAAGAUGAAAUACCAGAAAAUGUGAAACUAUCUUCGAGUGAGAAUUUGAAAGUAGGGGACUUUAUUUUGGUAAAAUUUAGUUUAACAGGAAAUAGAAGAACAAGACCUGCAAUUUUUAAGUAUGUAUCUGUAAUUUUGAAAGUGCUUUCUGACUCUGAAUAUGGAAUUCAGUGCCUAAAAAGUUCUAAUGUUCAGAAAACUUGUUUCGAAUACAUUGAAAAUGAUGUUUCGACUAUAACGGGUGAAGAUAUUAUAGGGAAACUGCCAGAUCCAGUCUAGGGUUAACAUGGCCAAAACUGGGGAAAUGCGCCAUUUAUUUUUCAAUAUUUUUUUCUGCUUUUGUUAAAUAACUUAGAAUAUUUGUUUUUACAUGGUUGUAAUGUGUAGACUUUGAAGCAAUAGAUACGAUUUUUUGAAGUAAUUUGUAUACUUUCUUCCUAUACUAAAAAUGUGGUGUAUCUCAAAUUGCCCUUAAUGUGGCCAUAACUGGGGCCUCA
Messenger RNA from Schistocerca nitens (vagrant locust), 2624 nucleotides. Its product is annotated as RNA-binding protein 28-like. The record is from RefSeq and is a predicted model, not a curated record. NCBI's taxonomy places the organism in Eukaryota, Metazoa, Arthropoda, Insecta, Orthoptera, Acrididae. The transcript has 2 exons. The coding region runs from base 1233 to 2051 and encodes 272 amino acids. Gene Ontology annotation, molecular function: RNA binding.